AUGGACGUUAGUAGCUUGUAUACAGUAAUCCCCCAUACAGAUGGCAUUGAGGCUAUGCGACAGGUAUUAAGUGAAUCCCCGUUGUAUCGGGGCCCACCUGUUGAAUUUGUUUUGGAAUUUUUGUCAUUGAUUCUUUACAAUAACCACUUUAGGUUCGAAGAUCAGUGGUACCUACAGGUGGCAGGAACAUCGAUGGGGUCUUCUAUGGCCCCUAUGUACGCCAAUGUGUUCAUGUAUAUAUAUGAGACCCAACAUAUACUUACACCUUAUCGAGAAAACAUCAUUAGCUUCUACCGCUAUAUAGAUGAUCUAUUAAUACUUUGGCGAGGGACGUUGACUGAGGCACAUGAGAUGGUGAAUGAAUUAAAAGUGCUACCAACGCCCAUCAGAUUUACGGCCAACAUCAGUGAUGAAAAAGUCAAAUUUUUAGAUUUGGAGUUGUCUUAUGAAUUUAAUAAGAUACAGUAUACAUUAUACACGAAACUCACGGACCGCAAUACUUUGUUGCAUGCACGUAGUGCACAUCCUAUUAUGUUGAAAAAUUCUAUUCCAAAGAGUAAUUUGCAACAAUUCAAACCAGGAUAA
Pelobates cultripes (western spadefoot toad) is the source of this 585-nucleotide messenger RNA. NCBI's taxonomy places the organism in Eukaryota, Metazoa, Chordata, Amphibia, Anura, Pelobatidae. The record is from the annotation of a GenBank genome assembly.